AUGGCUUGGUGGGACAGCUCUACACCCGGCUGGGUCUACAAUCUCAUGCCAACCUACGAACAAGAGAUCUACAGGUUCCGACUAGAACUCGAGGGUGAGAUUGAGAUACUGGCCAACCACCCGGGCCAUCAACACAUAAUCCUUGCGGAAAGUCACAAUGCUGGCGAAUGA
This is a messenger RNA of Penicillium samsonianum, 171 nucleotides long. RefSeq lists its product as uncharacterized. NCBI's taxonomy places the organism in Eukaryota, Fungi, Ascomycota, Eurotiomycetes, Eurotiales, Aspergillaceae. The record is from RefSeq and is a predicted model, not a curated record. The transcript is spliced from 2 exons. Bases 1 to 171 code for a protein of 56 amino acids.